AUGGAGCCCUGUCCGGAGAACAGCACCAAGACCCCUGCAGUCCCGGUCGGGGACCCUGACGCGGACCUGACCGAGGAUCUGGGCAAGCAACUGGAGGACAUCAUCAGCACCUACCAGGCCAACGAGGUUGCAGAGGAGCCGGAAGACAAGGAAGAGGUCCGGUCCAACACGCGACGGGACCAGAAAUUGGAGAAAAAGAUGCUGAAAAAUUUGGGGAAGGACGCUAUGCUCCUGAUGCAAAGUCUGAACAAACUCGACACCCCUGAGCAGAAACUAGAGGCCACCAUUAAGAAGCACGCUGAGCUGCUGGAGGAACAUCGGAGCGACCAGAAGCAGUUGAAGCUUUUGCAGAAGAAGCUUCUGCAGGUCAUGAAGGAGAAGGACCAGCUGCAAAGUGAGCACAGUCGCGCCGUGCUGGCUCGCAGCAAAUUGGAGGGACUCUGCCGGGAACUGCAGCGGCACAACAAGACCCUAAAGGAGGAGACGCUACAGAGGUGCCGCGAAGACGACCUGAAGAGGAAGGAGAUCACCACCCACUUCCAGGGGACCCUGAGCGACAUCCAGGCCCAGAUUGAAGAGCAUAGCAACCGUAACACCAAACUGUGCCAAGAGAACAGCGCCCUGGCAGACAAACUCAAGGGCCUCGUCACGCAGUACGACCAGCGGGAGGCCAACCUAGAAAAAGUAUUCAAGCACCGUGACCUAAAAGAGAAGCUUCUGGAUACCAAACUGACUCAGGCCAACAUGUUGCUGAAGGAGGCAGAGGAAAAGCACAAGCUGGAGAGGGAGCUACUGCUACAAAAGGCCGCCGAAUACAAGUCACAAGCAAAGCUCUUGAAGGACAGUGAGGUGGACAUGAAGGCGCAGCUCGACAUGUACUCCAAGAAAUUUGAUGAAUUCCAGGGCACCGUUUCAAAAAGUAACAGCGUCUACAGCAGCUUCAAACAGGACAUGGACAAAAUGGCCAAGAAGAUGAGGAAGCUGGAGAAGGAGUGUCAAUCAUGGAAGAGUCGCUUCGAUGGCUGCAACAAGAGCCUCAUUGACAUGGUGGCGGAUAAAGCAGUACGGGACAAGGAGCUGGAGGUGGUCACCAUCAAGAACCAAAAGCUGGAGAGUCUUUGCAGGGCUUUGCAAGACGAGAGGAAAAAUCUCUACGAGAAAGCGCAAGCGGCCAAGAAGGAGGUCCCCCAGGAACAGACAACCGUCAGCUCCCCAGAAAUCCCCACGAGCCAGGAGCAGGCCCACCCAAAGGAAACUGAUGACACGAUGACACCGGCGCCCUCAGGAGGUGCCCACGAAAUGGUGGACAACCACACAGAAGGCAGCAUUCAAUGCCAAGAACAUUUGGAACCGGAGUCUGUUGAUUAA
Molecule: messenger RNA, 1368 nt
Organism: Nerophis lumbriciformis (worm pipefish)
Lineage: Eukaryota; Metazoa; Chordata; Actinopteri; Syngnathiformes; Syngnathidae
Source: RefSeq, a predicted model, not a curated record